UCGACACACUGGAGGCCCGCGUGACCCAAAACCUCCUCAGAACCCUUCACCGCCAUUCCGGCGGUCUGAUUCACACUUCCCGUUGAGCAUUCUCCGACCCCCCUGAGCUAUGGGGUUCUUCGACCUGAAUAUCCCGUAUGUUGAGUCCGACCGCCAUAUCUCCGACAAGAAGUCGGCGAAGGCCAUGCGCCUCAAGCUCAUUAUCAAGGCCAUGGAGCUGGGCUACACUGGAGUGGCCUACAACCGCACGAUCAAGGGAGUCAUGUCCGAAUCGGAUCGUUGCUCCAUUCCUCUCUUCCCUCUUUCAUCCAUUCUCAAGCUCUCUCCUUCUAUCUCCUCUGCUGCCAAGCUCCACCGCGGCCUCCUAAACGUCCCCAUCUCCUCUCCCUUUCGCCAGUACACUCGCUUGACUGUAACGGUCGAUAGCCCUGCUCAAGCCUCUGUUCUCAAUUCCGGGAACCCAAUUACGAAGAGCUACAACGUCGUCGCGGUAUUGCCGCUCAAUCAGAAUGCUUUCGACCAAGCUUGCCAGAUUUCCGAGGUGGAUAUUAUUACCAUUGACUUCUCCAGAAAGAUGCUAUUUAGGCUGAAGCAACCCAUGGUCCAGGCUGCAGUCCAGCGAGGAGUGUAUUUUGAGAUAACUUACUCAAGUCUUCUCAUUGAUGCUCAAGCAAGGAGGCAGAUGAUAUCUAAUGCCAAGCUAUUGGUCGAUUGGACAAGAGGGAGAAAUAUUAUUCUGACGAGUUCUGCUCCUUCUGUAACUGAAUUCAGAGGGCCAUAUGAUAUAGUGAAUCUGGCAUUCCUGCUAGGUCUCUCCUCUGAACAUGCUAAGGCAGCCAUUUCCAAAAACUGCAGAACUCUUAUGGAAAAUUCUUUAAGAAAGAAGCUGUAUUACAAGGAAGCCAUCAAGGUUGAAGCAAUACCUUCUGCCCAUUCAGUCGAAUCCAAAUUUGACGAUUGGCUUAAAUGGGACCCUAUCUCAAGUGGUGAUGGAGAUUUGUUACUAGAUGACAUUGAUAAAUUAUUCUCAGAUUCCAGCGAUGUAUCACAAAUUGUUAAGCCCAUAGAUUUAACCUCUGCUAUGAAUGGCCUUCCCUCACACGGUCUCGAGAUACGAGAUGUGAUAUCUUCAAGUAACUUAGAACCAAAGCUUCUGCAUAUGCUUUCUGGGAGAAUAUCUUCUGACAGUGGAGUGCAUGAACUGAAUUUGGAAAGUGACCUAUCUAAAUCUGAAGGACAACAAACCUUAUUACCAGAUAACACAACAACCAUUUCCAAUUCGUUAGUGGAUGCUGUUAUAUCUUCACAUCACUCUGAUCUCACCUCUGCUAAAAUUAAUGUUCCAGCACCACUCCCACUAGAGAAUUCUGAUAACUCAAAUACUUCACAUGCUGAAGAGUCUCUGAUCCCAGCUAUUCUUGAUGCUGGUCUUCAUUCACGAAGUGCUGCUGUUGAUGAAAUUUUGAAGGAUACGAAGGACCUCAGUGAGAAGGGACCAUCUUUGGUGUGUCAUAAUGUGGAUACAAUAGAUGAUUUGGUUGAGACAGAAGAAAUUAGGGAUAGUUCUGUAAAUCCAGUUAAUGAAUUGCAUAUGCCUAAUUCUAAUAAUAAUCCCAUGCAAAACAAGAAUGAGUGCAAAGCUGCUGAAACUGAACUAAUGGAAGCUGUACAAAUCCAGACGCCAUCUCCUUCAGGGAGAAAAGGCCGCAAGAAGGCGUUGCACCGUCCUUUUUUAUUUCCUUUCAAGCGGUUGGUGAGGCAUAGAUAUCUUCACAGGAAGGCCAGCCUUAGGUUAGGUUAGUUUUGAUUUAUUAGCAAGUUCAAUUGUAAAAAGUAAUUUGUUGAGGAUGUUAUUUAUAAUUAGUGCAAUUUACUUUUGAAGCUAAAUCUGUAAAGAAAGGAUAGUAAGAACUCUGUAUGCCACCAUUUUGAUGCACAUAAAUAUGAGAACUUGUAUUUUAUUCCCCA
Molecule: messenger RNA, 1968 nt
Organism: Cuscuta epithymum
Lineage: Eukaryota; Viridiplantae; Streptophyta; Magnoliopsida; Solanales; Convolvulaceae
Source: the annotation of a GenBank genome assembly